CUCCUGGCGGAGAAGGCGAGUUGGCGCUUGACUUCCGCCCGGCCUUUGCCCAGCCUUCCAAGCCAUGCCUUUGCCCAGCUCGGCGGUGGCCUUCCGCAGGAUCCUGGCCCAUUUCCCCCCGGAGCUCAGCCUGGCCUUCGCCUAUGGCUCCGGGGUCUUCCAGCAGGCGGGGGCCUCCUCCGCGGAGACGGGGAACAACAUGCUGGACUUUGUAUUUGCUGUCGAUGAUUCUCUUACAUGGCACACAACAAACCUGUCCAAGAACCGGAGUCAUUAUUCCUUCCUAAAAUAUUUUGGGCCAAAACCAAUCGCUAACAUCCAGAAUUAUGGAGCAGGGAUUUACUACAAUACACUAGUGCCUUGUAAUGGCAGGGUUAUCAAAUAUGGUGUCAUUCGCACAGAUGCCCUAAUUGAUGAUUUGCUUCACUGGAAGACUCUGUAUGUAGCUGGACGCCUACAAAAACCGGUCAAAAUCCUUACACAGAAUGAGAAUCUGAAGUUGCAGCUUGCCCUCAGUAGCAACUUGAAGAGUGCCAUCACAGCAGCCUUUCUGAUGCUGCCUGAGAGUUUUUCUGAAGAAGAUCUUUAUAUGCAGAUUGCUGGACUCUCGUAUAGUGGUGACUUCAGAAUGAUAAUUGGAGAAGAUAAGUCAAAGGUAAUGAACAUAGUGAAGCCAAACAUGUUACAUUUUCAGAAGCUGUACAGUAACAUAUUGGAAGAUUGUCCACAAGUUGUGUACAAGCAUCAGAUGGGCAGGUUGGAGAUAGAUAAGAGCCCAGAAGGUCAGUUUGCACAGCUAAUGGCUCUCCCAAGGACUCUGCAGCAGCAAAUAACGUCUCUCGUGGACCCUCCAGGGAAGAACAGGGAUGUGGAAGAAAUUUUAUUGCAAGUCGCCCAUGACCCUGACUGUGGAUUAGUAGUACAUCAGGGCAUUUCAGGAAUUGUGCGAUCGUCCAGCCUAAUUCAGACAGCUAAAACUGCCCUAACAGCUGGAGUGAAAAAGUCGGUGACUUACAGCUUGAAGAAACUCUACAAAAUGACAAAAGGAUGGCUAAGAAGGAGGUGAUGACUGUGGGUUUGGACUUCUUCAAAGAAAUCAGCUGAUCUUCUUGUGGAUAAAGGUUAUUCCAAUUCUACAGGAAGUUGCAUCACCUUGCCUUGGAAAAUUUAGAAUCUGCAGAAACUUGUUUGUGCUAUUUAUACACGGACAGGCUUGCAGAGAAGAUAAACAGAGAUCUUCAUUUGCUGCUUCCUCAAAGAAUAUCUGGAAAGGGGUUUCCCCUCAAUGCCUGUUAGAACAGUCUCUUCUCUGCCUUUCCAGAGUCAACUGGUUUUAAAUGUGUGUUGUGUAUGUAAUUAUGGCUUUUAAGUCCUUCAGAAUAUCCUUUAUCACCCAUUCUGAAAUUUUUGAAUUCUCCCUGAUAACUGUUUUUGUAUUAGUUCUUCUGCAAGUGACUAUUAUUUCAUCUUUGUCUUCACCAAAAGCUCUUUAUGGUCUACUCGUACAACUUCAAAAAAAACGGAAUGGCUGGACUAAGUGCUUUUCCUUGUCGUUCUCUGCUAUGCAGAGCGUUGUGUCAAGUAACAUUGCAAAAAGGUCAGCUGUUUUGUUUUUAAGACAUAGCUGACAGCAGCAUAAUUCACAGCCAAAUAUUGGUGAGUGGGUCAUAUUUCAAAACAAGGCCGGGUUAUAGCUGAGCUUCUGGGUCCAAUCAUGUGUGUAUGGGUUGUGUGUAGAUGCAUAAUUAAAAGGUUUUGGGAUAUUGCCACUUCAGAGGGCUUUUAAUGUCAGCCUGUGGUUAAAACCAGGGGUCUGUUUUCUUGUUGUAGGCUGCUUUCAUUCAUCAGCACCCCAAAUUUACUGCCUCCCAAAGGAAAACAUUUGUUUAUUUGUUCAAAGCUGAUGUAGCCAACUCUCCUACGAAAGACAUAUAGCUAUCUGUGUGGCACCUUUUUUGUUAAAAGGAGAUUCAAAUAAUGGCAGUUGCCCCAAUAUAUACAUAGUUUCAAUGAGGAUGUUUUGAUUUGUUUCUCUUGGCUGUUUCUUGUCCAUUGCAUGCUCUCCUCCCACAAUAAAGCUGUUUUCCUCAA
Anolis sagrei ordinatus is the source of this 2091-nucleotide messenger RNA. It is a transcript of the gene TAMM41, whose product is annotated as TAM41 mitochondrial translocator assembly and maintenance homolog. Gene Ontology annotation, biological process: CDP-diacylglycerol biosynthetic process; cardiolipin biosynthetic process. Gene Ontology annotation, cellular component: mitochondrion. The record is from RefSeq and is a predicted model, not a curated record. Lineage: Eukaryota; Metazoa; Chordata; Lepidosauria; Squamata; Anolidae. Gene Ontology annotation, molecular function: phosphatidate cytidylyltransferase activity.